AAUGAAACGAAAAUGAAAGUUAAUGUAUGUAGGAGAAAACCUCUUCUUUUCAUCCAUUUUUUGCGGAAUUAACAUACAAUUUAAUAGUUGAAGUAUUGCUAUAAAGCAUAUUGAAUUCAUAGGAAGAAAAUGGAUAUUUUAACAUUCCUUUUGAUAAUGAUUUCCUUUACUGUUGGUGACUUAUCAACAAUAAUUUGCCCUUUGAAUGAAACUGAAUGGAAUGUCAGGUCCAAAACGAAAGUAUGUCAGGGCAAAGAUGAUUACCACUGUCUAGUCAUGGAGGACGGGAAAACAAGGGAGGAGAAAUGCAUAGAAAGAACAUUAAUAAUGAACGGAAACUGUCCAAUCUUCACAAAUGAUUACUAUCUUCACUGGAGGACUUGUAAUAAAACUGGUUGCCCUAGCAUCCCUUACAGAAGUGACGAGGUGUACAAUUUUCCUGUUUGUUUUGAAAUUGAAAGUGAAGAAAACAACCUUCAUUGGAGUCAGCAAUCAAGGAGCAAGGACGAUGCAUUUGCCUUAAAAAUUGGCUUACCACUUGGGCUCAUACCAGCUGUAUUGGUGAUAUCUAUUGUGGUGAUUUUAAUAAUUAAGAAGAGACGACAAACCCUGAAAUGUCUUUCUGGAUUUCGGAGGAAUGAUGAUGAUGAUGAUGAUGCAAAUGAUGUUCCUGAAUUGAGAAAGCUGGUAAAGAAACCUGAGUACAUAAGCAUUGCUGUCGACCACCUGAAAACAAAGAAGAUAAUUUACGUUAUCGGACAACUAGGUAACUCAGUCUCCACUUCAGGGAAGAAAAUAACCAAAAUAUAUGCCAAACGUCAUCAAAUGAGCGAUCACUAUUAUAAUUACCUUGACAUUUCUCAGAAAUUUUCUGAACAUUGUCCUGAAAAAGUUUUUAAACGUAAAACUGUGAAUUUCAUUGAUGGAUGGGGAGGACUGUGGAAUGAAAAUCCUUGCGAAAGAAAGAGAACUCUGGACAUAUUGGUUCAAGUUGCUGAACAAAGCAAAUCACUUGAUAAUACAAAGUUCGUUUUUGGCCUUCGCACAGAGAUUCACGAAAGAUUGAAAGAUGAAUUACUGAAGCAGGAGAUUCGUAUAUCAGAAUAUGAGAGAGUGUUGCUUGAUAAUAGCUCAAUUUACAAAAGAAAGAAAGUAGUAGAAGAAAUAAAUUUGCUUCAGAAUUCGUGUUCAGAUGGCGGUUGUGGUUGUAAAUCUUUAACCUUCGAAAGGGUGUCAGAAAUCGAUCAAGUACCGAUAGGAACAUUUUUGGUUGUUAAGUUAAUGAGUUUAGAUCAUAAGAUGAUUCCAGACUUUUUAAGGAGAAAUAUAGGUCCACUCAAAGCAGUGCAAAACCUUUUUGAGGGUUUAAUGGAAGAUCAAACCUGGCCAUGGCUCCCAUACUUCGUUUGUUUAGGUUAUCAUGACAAUAAGGAAUUUAAACAAGAAAUAGCAAGUGAAUUCGACAUUUCGGAAGACAUGCUGUCAGAGCCUGAAAAAGUUGCAAAAUACACAAAAAUGUUGGAUAAGGAUAAACUUGCUCCGAUGUGGUCGGAAAGAUUCGAUCUAGAAAAACCCAAAAAAGAUGAAACACGAGAAGUACGCGUCUUCUGGCAUAACUUUCUUUACAUCUGUGCUUUUCAUGCAUGCUACAAAAAAUACCCGAAACAGAUGAUACAGUUUUGCAAUCUUGAUGCCAUCCUUCAGUUAGUUCGCCCUAUGAGUCAUCCUGACCCCCUCGCUAUUAUAGCAUGCGAGAAAGACAUAGAUUUGUUUUGUGAAGAAAGGUUAAAAAAUCUUGCAGACGACAGUGUAUUUAAGGAGCAUCCGUUAGUUCUAGACUGGAGAAAACGGAAAGAGUAAACACAGUACACAAAUUGUCUUGGUUUCUCUAAAGCAAAAGUACUGAGAGGAAAACCUAGUAGACAAGUUUUGGAAUCUGUAAUUAUGCGUUUAAGGUAUUUCACUUGUGAAAUUUGUUAAAUCAAGGAUUUAUUGAGAAGUAUAUUUUGGAUAAGUACUCAUAUAGAGUGACUCAAAAUCGCAGAGAAAAUGGGGGGUCAGUGUUCAUCUUACUGAUCUACGGUACAAUGAAGUUGACCUUUUUGCACUAAAAUUUUAACUCUUUGGUUAAUUACUUAAACCUUUAUUAUAUUUUAUCAGAUGUAACCAUGGAAAAAAAUAUUAUCUUAUUUUACGUAAAAUAUUUUGAAUAAUAUUUAUCAUUGAAAAAAUCUUGCAAAUUAAUGCGCGUUAGCCGUAGAUGGAUUCGAAUGUGAAACGACCGGGAAGCGUUUAAUACUCUUCCUUCUUUGUUAUUACAUAUAACAUUACAAAAAUCAAACAAUAUUUUUUAUUAAACUAUUCUUUAAAAAUGUAUGCUGUUGCUACCCCAGUGUAAAAUUUUCAUUUGUGGAAAAGGAUGACUUAGAAUCAUGCAGUGCCGAUUUUUGCAACGCGGGCUUAAUACUGUAACGAUAUUAAUACCGUACGUCGUCCAGAGCUUUUAAUUUUACUCUGGUUAAAGUAAUUGUAAAAAAAAAUGUAUGCCAAUGAAAUAACAAACCCUAAGACAUUAUUUAUUCUCGUUGUUAUUUUUUUAGCAGUUCGUUCAGUCUGGAAAAGAGUUCUACAUUGCGCUUCACAAAAUUUUAGGUAUGCUGGCUGCUCCGCCCUUGACGUCAAAAUCCAUUUUUUUCGUUGUUAGCAGAUUUCUCUACCGCGCUUAAUUUUUUUUACGAUCUCCGUAUUUCGAAUCAAAAUUCUAUCAAAGUUGCACAACAUGAAUUUGAAAUAAAGCUGAAAAAUUAUACACUUAGACUGAAUUAUUUUCGUUCUUUUUAUGGAUCCACUAAGAGUUAGAACAUUGGUAUUACAUAUUUUCAAUAUCUGAUUUCGUGACUGCUCCGUGUAUCCCUACUAU
Messenger RNA from Saccostrea cuccullata (small rock oyster), 2920 nucleotides. RefSeq lists its product as uncharacterized. NCBI's taxonomy places the organism in Eukaryota, Metazoa, Mollusca, Bivalvia, Ostreida, Ostreidae. The record is from RefSeq and is a predicted model, not a curated record. The transcript is spliced from 8 exons. Bases 130 to 1860 code for a protein of 576 amino acids.